GUUGGUGCUCAGCUGAUGGGGGCGUAACAGGAGUGAAUAACAUCUCUGGCAACUAGUCAGUUGAUCAGUUUGACUGACGGAGCCCCUCAGCUGGUAAUUAUCAUGACCUGCCUUCUCAGUGUGGUUCUAACGCUGUGUGUUGUCUUGACACCUUCGGCCUCUGUCGACAGCUGUGAUGGGUGCCUGCGCUUCGCCUCCUACUAUGGAGACCACAUGGUGCUGCAGAAGUCUCCAGAGAGAGCUGUUCUGUGGGGGUACGGCCCUGACGGUGGUAUUGUCACCGUCUCCUUGUCAGGACCAGUAAUUCAGAAAACCUCACCGGUCCCUGUGAUAGAAGGCGUCUGGCAAGUCACCAUGAACCCUGUCGACGCUGGCGGUCCCUACAAUGUGACGGCAGCCACAGAGGGCAGCGAGGCCACUCUCACAGAUGUGCUGUUUGGAGAUGUUUGGCUGUGUGGAGGGCAGAGCAACAUGUUCUUUGAAACAUAUAAGAUUUUCAAUGCGUCAGAUGAGCUGGCCCUCGCACCAAACUAUUCUCAAGUGCGACCUUUUAAGGUGGCCUUCAGUAAGAGUCUAACUGAGCUGAAGGAUGUGAAAUACGUGAAGCUUCCCUGGACUGUGCCUACAGCUGACAUUGUGGCUGACUUCUCUGCGCUGUGCUGGCUCUUCGGACAUUACAUGCAUGACAUUCUGAAGUACCCCAUAGGACUGGUGGAGUCCUGUUGGUCAGGCACGCAUAUUGAAAUGUGGUCAUCUGCACGAGCACUGCAGCAGUGUGGAUUGACCCAAAGCACAGAUGCCAUCAUUCCCAGUAUGACAGAUUCUGUCUUGUGGAACUCAAUGAUCCACCCACUGCUCAACAUGACCAUCAAAGGAGCCAUCUGGUACCAAGGUGAGUCAAAUACAGGGCACAACCAGGACGAGUACAACUGUUCCUUCCCUGCUAUGAUUGAUGACUGGAGGAUGGCGUUUCACCAGGGCUCAGGGGGCCAGACAGCUGCUGAUUUCCCCUUUGGGUUUGUCCAGCUGUCCACUGCCGUAAAGACCUCCGUAAGUGAUUCCAUCCCAAACAUCCGCUGGCACCAGACGGCAGACAGGGGCGUUGUCCCUAAUUCACGGAUGCCGCGAGUCUUCAUGGCCGUGGCUAUGGAUUUACCUGACGAAUUCUCUCCCUAUUACACGAUCCAUCCGCGGUACAAGCGAGAUAUAGCUUACAGGCUGUCACUGGGUGCAAGGGCAGUGGCUUAUAAUGAAACAGAUGUCCACUUCCUUGGACCUUUCCCCAACCAAACCCUGUGCUCAGGAAGGCAUGUGAACAUAACUUACGACCAGGCGGUGUCUGUCACAGCAUCUAAUGAAGUCUUUGAGAUCUGUUGCUCUGCUCCAUGCGGGCCUAAGUCCCUCUGGGUUCCAGCUCCUAUCAUGGACUGGGGUCCAACCACUGUCCAGUUGUCUGCCAGUUUGUGUCCCCCCACAAAAGAAGCAGAUGCUGUUCGAUAUGCUUGGAGAGAUUGGCCCUGUGACUUCAAAGCUUGUCCAAUCUACAGCGCCAAUGGCGUUUUACCUGGCCCUCCUUUUAUUUCCGAUUGCUACCAAGGAAGCAAUUUGCAAACUAUCAAUCCCAAAAGAUGUAGAAGAUGUUAGGUGAAAGGUCAAGUUUGGUUCUUUAAGACAAAUUUAGCAGAAUUGACAGAUGCUGUAUCUUUAAACAUGCUAUACGUCAGCGUGGCAGGACGAUGAGAAUCAUUUUGUGCAGGGCUUUUCGAAGCUUAGAAACUAUUGUGGCUAUUUAGUAAAUAAACUUUUGGUUAGACUGUUCACGCAAUCUAUGCUGUUAGAACCACUGCCAAUAAAUGCUGAAGUGUAUGAAUUCAAA
Messenger RNA from Paralichthys olivaceus (Japanese flounder), 1876 nucleotides. RefSeq names its product sialic acid acetylesterase (gene siae). The record is from RefSeq and is a predicted model, not a curated record. NCBI's taxonomy places the organism in Eukaryota, Metazoa, Chordata, Actinopteri, Pleuronectiformes, Paralichthyidae. Gene Ontology annotation, biological process: carbohydrate metabolic process. Gene Ontology annotation, molecular function: sialate O-acetylesterase activity.